AAUCGCGUUGGGUCGUGGUGGUGUUAAUCCCCUUCCUUUCUGGGCUUUAGCGCCCUGAGGCCACUGAAAUCCAUGCUCGUCGGCAUUCAAUGGACCCGUCGUCUGUGCACAAAGCUCCUCCAGUUGAAGAAGAUGAGUGGGACACUGAUGGGUUCGUGAUUCCCAGCUUGGGAAUAGAAGAAGAAGAGACAGACCAAACUAAAGUUAGCUCUCCAAAAGUAGAGAUCCAAGAGCCUCCUCCAAAGGUUAAAGAAGAGAUGACGAUCUAUCUUGGCCCACAUGGCGCACCACCAUCACAGUCAAAACAAGAUUUGAGCCCCGCCAAUCGUAAACAUAGGUUAAAGCAGAAAUUGAAGGAAGCAGAUCGGAGGACCACGACGGGACGGGAGAAUAAGUUGGAGAAUUUGAGAGAGCUUGUAGGUGGUGGAAAAUCAAGCACCAAUAUGACAAAAGGUUCUUCAAGGGACUGGCUUGACCCACAUUGCCAUGAGGCUCAGUUUGAGAAGUAAUGCCCACAGAGAUCAACUUAACAAAAUUAGCAUAGUUUUCAAGAUAAAGAUCUGAUGGGUCGAUUUGUCACGGUAUUAAACGUCCUUUCGAGACAAAUAAUACCUUCUCUAUAUUUUUGGAAACUUAAUGCCCAGAGUUUAGAACUAUAAUAAGUUUUGUAUUGGAGCUUCAAUGGUAUAAUUCAAGUAGUUGCUGUAAAAGCAGCAUGUUUGGUGAA
Molecule: messenger RNA, 727 nt
Organism: Cucurbita pepo subsp. pepo (vegetable marrow)
Lineage: Eukaryota; Viridiplantae; Streptophyta; Magnoliopsida; Cucurbitales; Cucurbitaceae
Source: RefSeq, a predicted model, not a curated record